AUGGCAGACCAGAUGAACCUCCCCGUCGUCGACCUCGACGUCUACCUCAACCAAGAGGCGUCGUCGCCCGCCGUCGUCGCCGAGUGCGCCAAAGCCGCCAACGCCCUCAUCACCUACGGCGCCCUCGUGCUGCACGACUCGCGCGUCUCCCCCUCGGACAACGAGUCCUUCCUCGACCUCCUCGAGGACUACUUCGCCCAGCCGGAAGCCGAGCUGCGCAAGGACGAGCGCCCCGAGCUCAGCUACCAGAUCGGCGUGACGCUCGAAAACACCGAGAAGCCCAAGUGCGCCGUCGACGAGCCCUGCCUCGACGUCAUCCGGCGCCUGCACCCCUCGCAGCGCCCGCUCGACAUCUCGGCCCACCAGCCCGACCCGAAAUGCCGCUUCUUCUGGCGCAUGGCCUCGCCGCCGCCCUACGAGACGCAGUUCCCGGGCCUCAACGCCGCCAACGUCGUCCCCUCGGCCGACGGCGUCCGCCCGCGCUGGGCGCCCACAAUGGACAAAUGGGGCACCUGCAUGAAGGACGCGUCCGUAAAAACCCUCCCUCCUUCUCAAAAUAUCCCACUCACCAAGGGCAGCGUGUCGAAACUAUCUGAAAUGACAGCCGUGGGCCUCGGCCUCCCAGCAACAUACUUUAGCGACGCCGGCGCAUACGGCCCGCACCUCCUCGCGCCCACGGCGUCCGACCUGACCAAGUACGCGCAAAAGGACACCAUACUAGCCGGCUUCCACACGGACCUCAACUUCCUCACCAUCCACGGGCGCUCGCGCUACCCAGGCCUCAACAUCUGGGCCCGCAACACGGGCGACCGGCUGGCCGUCGCCAUCCCCCCCGGGAACCACCUCCUCGUCCAGGCGGGCAAGCAGCUCGAGCACGCGACGGGCGGCCUCAUCAAGGCCGGCUACCACGAGGUCGUCGUCAACGAGCGCACCCUCGACGCCGUCGCCCGCCGCGCGCGCGAGCUCCCCGACAGGCCGCUGGUCCGCAUCUCGAGCACCCUCUUCUGGCACCUCAACUCGGACUUUGACCUGGCCCCCGUCCCCGAGCUGGCCGCCAGGGCGAGCAGGCUGAGGCAGGAGCAGCGGCUGCUGGGGAGGGACGAGGGCGACGAGCCCAGCUACCCGCCUACCAAGGUGGGACAUCAAGUCCAGGGGGAACUGAAACAUAUUGCUUUGAUGGCGUAG
This is a messenger RNA of Metarhizium robertsii ARSEF 23, 1185 nucleotides long. Its product is annotated as Clavaminate synthase-like protein. The record is from RefSeq and is a predicted model, not a curated record. The coding region runs from base 1 to 1185 and encodes 394 amino acids. Lineage: Eukaryota; Fungi; Ascomycota; Sordariomycetes; Hypocreales; Clavicipitaceae. The transcript has 3 exons.